AUGGCUGCGCUGCUCAGCACAUUCCCCUGGCCGGAGCGGCUGGAGGGGGACGCGGGCGAGGGGCUGUCCCCAGGGCCACCCCCCCGAGCGCCGCAGGGCGAGAAGGGCUCCGAGAGCCGCAUCCGCCGGCCCAUGAACGCGUUCAUGGUGUGGGCGAAGGACGAGAGGAAGCGGCUGGCGGUGCAGAACCCCGACCUGCACAACGCGGAGCUCAGCAAGAUGCUCGGGAAGUCCUGGAAGGCGCUGAGCCUGUCGCAGAAGCGUCCCUACGUGGAGGAGGCCGAGCGGCUGCGGGUGAAGCACAUGCAAGAUUAUCCCAACUACAAGUACCGGCCCCGUCGGAAGAAGCAGGUCAAGCGCAUCGGGAAGCGGGUGGAUCACGGCUUUCUGCUGGGCAGCCUGACCCGGGACCAGAACUCUGUGCCGGAAAAGCGGACCUGCAGCCGGGCCGGGGGGGACAAAGAGGGCCCGGGUGAGUACCCCCCCCGCCCGGGGCUGCCGGCUGUGCGGGGGUACCGGGAGGCUCCAGGCAGCGGCAGCAGCGCCAGCGUGGACACCUACCCCUACGGGCUGCCCACCCCGCCGGAGAUGUCCCCUCUGGAUGCCAUAGACCCCGAGCAGAGCUUCUUCUCCUCGCCCUGCCCCGAGGAGCAUCACCGCUCCCACCUCGCCGGUGCCGCCUUCUCCCCGGAGUACGCGGGCGGCUCUCUGCCAUGCGGCCACCACCCGCUCAGCCCCAUGCCACAGCCGGCCACCUGCAUGAUCCCCCCGGCCUCCAGCUGCCCUUCCCUUCCUCCUCCUCCUCCUCCCAGCUACUACACACCCGCCUUCCCGUCCCUGCCCCCUCCCAGCCUCCAUGCUCACCUGGGCCAGCUCUCCCCGCCGCCCGACCACCACGGCUUCGACACCUUGGACCAGCUGAGCCAAGCGGAGCUGCUGGGGGAGAUGGACCGCAAUGAGUUUGACCAGUAUCUCAACAACCCCGGCCACGGUGACCACCACGGCGGGGCCUUGGCCAGCGGGCACGUCCCGGUGUCCGGCAGCUCCCACAGCUCCGAGAACAGCCUCAUCUCCGUCCUGGCCGAUGCCACGGCCACCUACUACAAUAACUACAGCGUCUCUUAGGAGCCCAGCCGGGGCCGCCUGGACCGGCCGAGGAAGGACCCGACACUGUUCCGAGGCGUUGCUCCCUGGGGACAUCGCCCACAGCCCCUCAGGGUGACCGAGUCCGAACCACAGGGCCCUGGAGUCUCCUCGGUGCCCUAGGUAAAGGAUUUGGGUUAUUGGGUCAGCACCGUGCAAAGCCUGGAUUGCUCUGUUCCAGCC
Lonchura striata (white-rumped munia) is the source of this 1326-nucleotide messenger RNA. It is a transcript of the gene SOX7, whose product is annotated as SRY-box transcription factor 7. Gene Ontology annotation, cellular component: nucleus. The record is from RefSeq and is a predicted model, not a curated record. Gene Ontology annotation, biological process: positive regulation of transcription by RNA polymerase II; cell differentiation. Gene Ontology annotation, molecular function: RNA polymerase II cis-regulatory region sequence-specific DNA binding; DNA-binding transcription activator activity, RNA polymerase II-specific. NCBI's taxonomy places the organism in Eukaryota, Metazoa, Chordata, Aves, Passeriformes, Estrildidae.